AUGUCUCAAUCAGGAGCCAAGGUUUCCCCCGAGGUCUCGGAGGCUUUCCAGAACCUGAAGCGCAGCAACGACAAGAACAGAGUGCUGCGAUACAUCAUCUUCAAGCUGUCCGACGACUACUCCGAGAUCCAGGUCGAGCACGCUGAAGCCGACAGCGACUGGGAGAACUUCCGUGAGAAGCUUCUCAACGCCACCUCCAAGAGCAAGACUGGUGCUGUUGGAAAGGGACCCCGCUACGCUGUCUACGACUUUGGCUUCAAGUUUGACGGCCGAGACAUCAACAAGAUCAUUCUCAUUGCCUGGUCUCCCGAUGAUGCCGGUGUCCACCCCAAGAUGAUUUACGCCGCUUCCAAGGAGGCUCUCAAGCGAUCCCUCGAGGGCUUCGCCUAUGAGAUUCAGGCCAACGACUCUGACGACCUUGAGCACAGCUCCAUCCUCAACGCCGUCCUUGCCAAGAUUAACGCAUAA
Trichoderma gamsii is the source of this 468-nucleotide messenger RNA. Its product is annotated as cofilin. The record is from RefSeq and is a predicted model, not a curated record. The transcript is spliced from 6 exons. Gene Ontology annotation, biological process: cell motility; actin filament depolymerization; actin filament severing. Bases 1 to 468 code for a protein of 155 amino acids. Gene Ontology annotation, cellular component: cytoplasm; actin cortical patch; actin cytoskeleton. NCBI's taxonomy places the organism in Eukaryota, Fungi, Ascomycota, Sordariomycetes, Hypocreales, Hypocreaceae. Gene Ontology annotation, molecular function: actin filament binding.